AUCUUUUCCUAUGAGUUGGCAGUCGGUAUGGCUGGGCGCCAACUAUUUGUUUGGGCAUUCUUGCUUUUAUUAACAGCAUGCACGGGAGACGACAAUCUAACAUCAAACAAAACCAAACAUGCGGCAAACAUAAAGUUAAGAAACACACCCAACCGUACUGGGCCCGUUUCACUUAACUUUACCACACGUUCACCUAUAAAUUUAAUAACAACAGUUUGAAUUCCCAAAAAUUCACUAACACGUUAAAUUUUUCUUCAAUCAAAACUCGAACGCUAAAAUAUGCUGCGUAUAAUUCGAGAAAGUUAAACCUUCAAAAGACCAAUAAUCAUAAUACUCGCCAUUCUCCAAUACUUAAGAAUCGGCCACUAAAUUCAUCAACUUUUCACCCUCAAGAACUCGAUCACGAUGUGCUCAAUCCUACUAUCCCUGACAGUAUGCUAAUUUAUGAUAAAAACAUGGAAAAAUGGCUAGAAGAUACAAUAGUAACGUUACCAGAUAGAAAAGCAAAAACCUCCCGACACAUAAACGAAGGACUUCAUGAUCAUAAAAAACGAGUUAACAAAGAUAAAGAGGAAUCAAGGAGACGCUCUGAACUGUUCGUCGAUAAUGACAUCAUUCUAAAUAAUAAAUAUGAACUGGAAAAAUUGCGGAUCCACGAUCCAGUUUUGCCGAAUUUUGAUGAAAACGUAGCUGAUAUUGCCGCAAAAAAAAUGCACCAAAUGAAAUCCGAACAUUUGAAACUGAAAUUGGAUGAAGAAAUGUCAAAAUCAGCUCGUAGAGCGGACGAUUUUAAACCUGGCAAACUGAGGAUUAAUCCAUUGGAUAGAAUAAUAGAUCUCAUGGACCAGUUUAUAGCUCAAGCGCAUCACAAACUGAUAAAUGGAGAGUUACUAAAACUAAAAUACAAAGUGUUUGUGAAGUAUAAGAUCGGUUAUGUGUUCGGGUUGCUCAGGAUUUUGAAGCAAAAUCAGUUUAGGAUGUACUCGAGCAUGCAUUUCUAUCGCUUCUACACGCCGAAAGUCGAAGGCACGAAUUAUCUCACGUCAAUGGUUGACAUGAGUUAUUUCUUGAAUUUGUACGAGAAGCUGACGCGGCUUGAUGACGAUAUCCUGACGCUGGUAAGAUAUCUGUGGCAGCUGAACGAGAAGCGUCUGGUGGAGAAGGCGAUUGAAGCCACGAAGUUCCCGAAGAGGUACAAGUCUACGCCUGGCAGAGAAGUUUAUUGGUGGGAUACGUUAAAAGUACCAUCAUAUAAAUAUAGAUACCAAAUAGGUAGAUAAUAUUUAUCCUGAUUUUCACAUGGUUUCUCAAAAUUUACUAUUUUAUUAUUAGGUUUAGGUACAUACCAAAAACAAUAAAAAUAUUCAUUCAGAAAAAAAAGUUCUUUAAAAUAUCUUCUAAAAUGAAACUUUCUAGGUAUAUUUAAAUUUAUUUUUUAAUCAUGCAGAAACGACUGCG
Molecule: messenger RNA, 1458 nt
Organism: Leguminivora glycinivorella
Lineage: Eukaryota; Metazoa; Arthropoda; Insecta; Lepidoptera; Tortricidae
Exons: 2
Coding region: 435-1280 (281 amino acids)
Source: RefSeq, a predicted model, not a curated record